Conger conger (European conger) is the source of this 2258-nucleotide messenger RNA. RefSeq names its product actin related protein 8 (gene actr8). The transcript is spliced from 13 exons. Gene Ontology annotation, cellular component: Ino80 complex. Bases 137 to 2020 code for a protein of 627 amino acids. Lineage: Eukaryota; Metazoa; Chordata; Actinopteri; Anguilliformes; Congridae. Gene Ontology annotation, biological process: regulation of DNA-templated transcription; double-strand break repair. The record is from RefSeq and is a predicted model, not a curated record.
UCCACCACCGUGAAACUCCGGGUAAAUGACUGGACGCAAUGACAACAACAGCGCUUCAUGUGCUGUAGUGACUUUCUAUUCGGAUCUCCGCUAGGGCAGUGUAAUUCUUAACUUUCUAUUUUCUCCAACAAACGAAAUGACACAAGCAGAAAGAGAACAAGAAAAUGGAAAAGAGAAAGAAAAGGAACGUGAGAAGGAGAAAGAGAAGGAACAGCGUGGCGUAAAAAGGCCGAUAGUUCCACCCGUCAUCCCAGAGCCUCUUCAAGAGCAAAUCCAGAGUAAUUUCGUCGUGGUCAUACACCCGGGUUCUAAAACGCUGAGGAUUGGACGAGCCACAGACAACCUUCCUGCAACCAUUCCGCAUGUCAUUGCCCGAAGGCAAAAGCAAAGUGGACAGCCUCGGUACGAGGACCCUUGGCUCAUGAGAGAAGGCCUCAACAGGCCAGAGAGCAACGAGCAGAGACAGAAUGGUCUUAAAAUGGUUGACCAGGCCAUAUGGUCAAAGAAAAUGUCCAACGGGGUGAGAAGAACUCCAGUCUCUGCUGAUCAGGCAAGGUCUUACAACAGACAGAUAAGACCAGCAGUCCUGGACACCAGCCCUAGAGUGAAGUGGACCAACACAGCUCAACACCCUGAGUUUCUGGUGGGGGAAGAGGCUGUGUACGUGAACCCUGCAGACUGCUACAAUGUUCACUGGCCCAUCUGCCGGGGCCAACUGAACAUUCACAGUGGCCCUGCUGGCUCCCUCUCUGCUGUGCUGGCUGACUUGGAGGCCAUAUGGUCCCACGCUGUACAGAAGUUUCUGGAAAUCCCUCUGAAAGAUCUCAAGUAUUACAGAUGCAUCCUGUUGGUCCCUGACAUUUACAACAGACAGCAUGUUAAAGAGCUGGUCAACAUGCUUCUUGUGAACAUGGGCUUUUCAGCCAUUGUGGUUCAUCAGGAGUCGGUGUGCGCCACAUUCGGCAGUGGGCUCAGCAGCGCCUGUGUGGUGGACGUGGGGGAUCAGAAGACCAGCUUGUGCUGUGUGGAAGAUGGUGUGUCCCAUCGAAACUCCAGACUGUGUCUGGCAUACGGAGGCUCUGAUGUGACCCGAUGCUUCUUCUGGCUGCUGCAGAGAGCUGGUUUCCCCUAUAGGGAUUGCCAGCUCUCAAACAGAAUGGACUGCAACUUGUUACAGCAGCUAAAGGAGACCUUCUGUCACCUGGACCAGGACAUCUCAGGCCUUCAGGAGCAUGAAUUUCGAACACGGUUUCCAGAUUCUCCUGCUUUGCUCUACCAGCUUCGACUUGGAGAUGAAAAACUACAGGCCCCAAUGGCUUUGUUCUACCCGGCCACCUUUGGGAUUGUAGGACAGAAGAUGACCGCCCUGCAGCACCGCUCUCAGGGUGACCCCGAGGAUCCUCAUGAUGAGCACUACCUGCUGGGAACUCAGAGCAAACAGGACCAGUCUUCCAAAGCCACAGCGGAGCGCAAGGCUUUAGCCAAGCCCUCUGGGUUUGACGGGGAGUCCUGCAGCCAGAGCGCAGACCCCACGGACCGGGGCCACUCCCAUGACAUGGAGCUGGGACAGUCCCAGGGCGACUGCCUGCUGGGUGGGACCGACAUGGAGGAGCCCCCCUCCGCUCUCCUAUCCCGAAAGACUGCCAUCACACAGUUUGAGGGCAAGGCCCUAGGCAUGGACAAGGCCAUCCUGCACAGCAUUGACUGCUGCGCAUCGGAUGAAACCAAGCGCAAGAUGUACAGCUCCAUCCUGGUGGUGGGAGGUGGGCUGAUGUUCCACAGGGCUCAGGAGUUCCUCCAGCACCGGAUCCUCAACAAGAUGCCCCCUUCCUUCCGCAGGGUGGUGGAGAACGUGGAAGUUAUCACGCGCCCCAAGGACAUGGACCCCCGGCUGAUCUGCUGGAAAGGGGGGGCAGUCCUGGCCUGUCUGGACACCACCCAGGAGAUGUGGAUCUACCAGCGGGAAUGGCAGCGAUUCGGCGCCCGCAUGCUGAGAGAGAGGGCGGCCUUCGUCUGGUAGUCCAGAGCUGACCAUACCGGAACUUUCACCCAGUCUGUUUCUGUGUUCUUCAUUUUUAAAAACAAAAACUAAUUUGUAUACAGUGUACUGUAUAUCAGAAUGUAACUAUUUCAUUAAUUCCCUGUCUAUUUUUAAAAUUACAUUCAUGGAGACAUAUUGUAUAGGAAUUUGUGUAUAUACCAACCUUAGUUGAUGAUAGUUUUUCUUUUGGAAAAUAAAGCUUUUUUUGUACACUGCU